Molecule: messenger RNA, 1119 nt
Organism: Merops nubicus (carmine bee-eater)
Lineage: Eukaryota; Metazoa; Chordata; Aves; Coraciiformes; Meropidae
Product: selenium-binding protein 1-like
Exons: 9
Molecular function (GO): selenium binding; protein binding
Source: RefSeq, a predicted model, not a curated record
GCGUGUGGUCCUGGCUUCAGCUCACCUCUGGAUGCCAUGAAAGGCCCCCGGGAGGAGAUUGUGUACGUGCCCUGCAUCUACAGGAACACUGGGAGGCAGAAACCCGAUUUUUUGGCCACUGUGGAUGUCAACCCCCAAUCUCCACACUACUGCCAGGUCAUCCACCGUCUUCCCAUGCCCAACGUGGGGGACGAGCUGCACCACUCGGGGUGGAACACCUGCAGCAGCUGCUUUGGGGAUGCCACCAAGAAGAGGAACCGUCUGAUCCUCCCCAGCUUCAUCUCCUCCCGCAUCUACGUGGUGGACGUGGGAACGGAGCCACGAGCCCCCAAACUCUUCAAGGUUAUCAACCCAGAGGAUGUCUUCUGGAAGUGCAACCUGGGCUACCCCCACACCUCCCACUGCCUGGGCAGCGGGGAAAUCAUGAUCAGCACCCUGGGAGAUCCAUCCGGCGCUGGGAAAGGUGGUUUCAUCCUGCUGGAUGGAGAGACCUUUGAGAUCAAGGGGAAUUGGGAGAGAGGGGACAAGGUGCCCCCCAUGGGUUAUGACUUCUGGUACCAGCCACGCCACAACGUCCUGAUCAGCACGGAAUGGGGGAUCCCAAAGUGUCUGGGGUAUGGAUUUGACCCCAAAGAUCUAAAGAAAGGGCGCUACGGACGCCACCUCAACGUGUGGGACUGGACCACUCACACCCACAGCCAGGCCAUCGACGUGGGGGAGGACUCAGCCCCCCUGGAGAUCCGUUUCCUCCACGACUCCGCCGCCGCCGCGGGCUACGUGGGCUGCACCAUCAGCAGCUCCAUCCACCGCUUCUACAAGACUGAGCAAGGAGACUGGGCAGCUGAGAAGGUGAUCCAAGUGGCCAGCAAGAAGGUGGAAGGCUGGUUGCUCCCAGACAUGCCAGGCUUCAUCACCGACAUCCUCAUCUCGCUGGACGACAGGUUCCUCUUCUUCAGCAACUGGCUGCACGGGGACAUCCGCCAGUACGACAUCUCCAACACCCACAGGCCCAGGCUGGUGGGGCAGGUCUUUGUGGGUGGCAGCAUCACCAAGGGGGGACCCGUGACCGUGUGUGGGGAUGAGGAGCUGCAGAGUCAACCAGACCCUUUGGUCAUCCAG